CUGGGUUCGAGCCCCAGUGGAACCAGGGUUUUUUUUUCUGUCCAACGUCUUUUGUGGUCGAUUAACUGACGAAAUAUAAGUUAGUUAACAUAUUCAUAUAAUAAAGUUCAAACGUUAUAAACCAGGCCAAUGAAUAAAAAAGGACAAAAAAUGUGGGUCCCCAAAAUGGCGAACGUAUCUGCCGUCUCAGCCGCUGCUGCAGCCGCAGCUGCAGCUGCUGCUGCUGCUAGCAGAGACCCAGCCGUGGACCGGUCGCUGCGGUCGGUGUUCGUGGGCAAUAUUCCAUAUGAAGCCACUGAAGAGCAGCUGAAGGACAUCUUCUCUGAAGUUGGACUUGUUGUUAGCUUCAGAUUAGUGUAUGACAGGGAGACAGGGAAGCCAAAGGGAUAUGGCUUCUGUGAAUAUCAAGACCAGGAAACGGCCCUCAGUGCCAUGCGUAACCUGAAUGGCCGAGAGUUCAGCGGACGAGCACUUCGUGUGGACAACGCAGCCAGUGAGAAGAACAAGGAAGAGCUCAAAAGCUUGGGAACAGGAGCUCCAGUUAUUGAGUCUCCUUAUGGAGACAAUGUCCAGCCAGAAGAGGCUCCAGAGUCCAUCAGCAGAGCUGUGGCCAGUCUGCCUCCAGAGCAGAUGUUUGAGCUUAUGAAGCAGAUGAAGCUAUGUGUCCAGAACAGUCCUCAGGAGGCGAGAAACAUGCUGCUGCAGAACCCUCAGCUGGCCUAUGCCCUGCUGCAGGCCCAGGUGGUCAUGAGGAUCGUUGACCCUGAAAUCGCCUUGAAAAUGCUUCACCGUCAGACCACAGUCCAGCCUCUCGUUCCCGGUGGACAGGUAGGACAGGCACCACCAGUCAACCCGCCUCCUGCACAGUCCAACAUGCCAACAUCGCAGCCACAACCUGUACCUGGGCUGCAUUUGAAUGGAGCCCCUCCAAUGAUGCAGCCCCCAAACAUGGUUCCAGGAACAAUGCCUGGACCUGGACCUGGACCUGUCCCUGGACCAGUACCAGUGGGACCUGCAGGAAACCUACAGCAUUCCCCCACAGGAUCAUCUGCCGUCGAUCGUCCUCCAGGACCAGGUGGAAUUCCGCCCCGGGGCCUCCUGGGAGAUGGUCCUAAUGAUCCCAGAGGUGGAACGUUGCUAUCUGUCACAGGAGAGGUCAUCGACCCCAGCCGUGGCUACAUGGCAGCCCCGCCCCAAAACCCCGCCCCUUUAAUACUUGACGGGUGUCUUUCACACUCUUUGACAAGUCUGUUUGUCUACCUGUGUGGCUCCGCAGGUCGUGACCCCAGAGGGAUGGACACUCGUGGACAGGUGACUACACAGAGGGUUCCUAUGGCACCGAACAUGCAAGGGCCGGUUUCACAUGGAAUGGGCCCAAAUGCUCCGCCCCCUUCACGACCGGGUCCUGGUAUGUCUGGAGUCCCACCGUCAGGAGGGGGGUUCAGUCAAGCCAUCCCUAAUUUUCCUAACCGUGUUGUUGCAACAGCGGCUCUGAUCAUGCAGGUCCUGCAGCUGACUCCAGAACAGAUCGCCAUGUUGCCUCCGGAGCAGCGUCAGAGUAUCCUCAUCCUCAAAGAGCAGAUUCAAAAGACCGCAGGAGGAGCUCCAUGACCAAAUGUCCAGACCAUCUCACCUCCAACUUGUAUCUGAAGAUUCUUCAAUUUAGGAUUUUUUUUGUUUUUGUUUUUUAAUUUUAGUGUUUCCAAUAAAUAGCCAAUACUCU
Cynoglossus semilaevis (tongue sole) is the source of this 1723-nucleotide messenger RNA. It is a transcript of the gene cstf2, whose product is annotated as cleavage stimulation factor, 3' pre-RNA, subunit 2. The record is from RefSeq and is a predicted model, not a curated record. Gene Ontology annotation, molecular function: mRNA binding. NCBI's taxonomy places the organism in Eukaryota, Metazoa, Chordata, Actinopteri, Pleuronectiformes, Cynoglossidae. Bases 130 to 1611 code for a protein of 493 amino acids. Gene Ontology annotation, cellular component: mRNA cleavage and polyadenylation specificity factor complex. The transcript is spliced from 16 exons. Gene Ontology annotation, biological process: mRNA 3'-end processing.